UUUGGCAGUUAGUUUGUAAACCAAAAAUAUUGUACAGAGCCAUACAACGGUCGAUGGAAUACAUUCACUGGAUGUAUAUAAUAUAUGGUUGGCAAGGAUUUUCGAAUAUUCUUCCCCACGCCUCACGUCUGCUUCUUAGCGAGGAUCCGUUGAAAAAGCUACCGGCUACAAGGGUUUACAGGAGCGACGUAACAAGUUCACGUUGUAGUAAAAAAGGAAAGUUAACGUUACGUACGUAGUAUGUAUGAGAUCUAAGCAUUUAAGAAUGUAAACACCGGUUCAGUUUCGGUUUAUACUAGAAAAUCGAAAACGGUUAAGGGAAGAUUAUAUAAAACCAGCUUGGCAGUUACGCAAUUCCAGCUCUUGUUUUAGCUGGCCAUUUUAUUUAUUCCCGUUCCUCUCCCCUUAAGAAACGGACUCGUAACUUGGAGAAAGGCAAAGGCAUCGUUCAUCUUUCCAGAGAGAGAAAGGUUUAGGGUUAGGGUUGCAGAGAAGCAGGGGAAGGAGGAUUCUAAGAAUCGAACCGACUCUGUAUUCGCUCUGUCCCUCCCUUUCUUUUAAAUCUUCUCGAUAAAAAAACAAUGGGGCUUCAAUCUUUUCCUAUCUCUGAAAUGGACACGACCGACGAUAUGCACGAAGCCAUGUUCGCGAAGAGAGGUUGUUGUUUCCUCCUCCCAUGUCUCGGAUCAUCUCAGCCGUCCGGUCCAGGUGGUAACGUAUGGUGGCAACGAAUCAGAACGGUGGAUAAGUUGGAGCCCGACGAGCGUUGGUGGAUCUCCGGGUGGAACAAGAUGAGGGAGUGGUCUGAAAUCUUGGCUGGCCCCAGGUGGAAGACCUUCAUCCGCCGCGUUGGCCGGAGUCACUUCUGCGGCUGCGGAGGGGACGGCUGUAGUAGUAGGCCGGAUCAGGUUGGUUUCCGGUACGAUACGUCGAGUUACUCGUUGAAUUUUGACGAUGGUAAACAGAUGGGACAUUUCGAAGAUGAGUUUCCUUACCGUGAUUACUCGAUGAGGUUCACCGCACCGUUGUCUCUGCCGGUCUCCACCAAAUGCUCCAUUGAUCUCGACAACGAUAACUACGCGCCUCCGAUGAUUAAGUAAAGGCCACACGUUUUUGUUUUUGUGGGUUGUCUUCUAACGUGCACCUAUGAAAGGUAUCGGAUUUUAUGAAGAAUUAUUAUUUUAUACAUUUUUGUUUUCUUUUCAGAUUUUGUAAUAUCAUUUCACUUUGAGUGCACUCAUUUUUUAGAUGAUAAUAUGUUCUCAUUUCUCAAAGAAGUGAUUUCCUUGCA
Molecule: messenger RNA, 1291 nt
Organism: Raphanus sativus (radish)
Lineage: Eukaryota; Viridiplantae; Streptophyta; Magnoliopsida; Brassicales; Brassicaceae
Exons: 1
Coding region: 582-1100 (172 amino acids)
Source: RefSeq, a predicted model, not a curated record